AAAAUCCGUACCUUUGCUGUAGCAAUAGUAGGUGUUGGAGGAGUUGGUAGUGUGACUGCUGAAAUGCUGACAAGAUGUGGCAUUGUUGCUACUCUUUGACUAUGACAAGGUGGAACUAGCCAAUAUGAACAGACUUUUCUUCCAACCUCAUCAAGCAGGAUUGAGUAAAGUUCAAGCAGCAGAGCAUACUUUGAGGAACAUUAAUCCUGAUGUUCUUUUUGAAGUUCACAACUAUAAUAUAACCACAAUGGAAAACUUUCAACAUUUCAUGGAUAGAAUAAGUAAUGGUGGAUUAGAAGAAGGAAAGCCCGUUGAUCUAGUUCUUAGCUGUGUGGACAAUUUUGAAGCUCGAAUGGCAAUAAAUACAGCUUGUAAUGAACUUGGACAAACGUGGAUGGAAUCUGGGGUCAGUGAAAAUGCGGUUUCAGGGCAUAUCCAACUCAUAAUUCCUGGAGAAUCUGCUUGUUUUGCGUGCGCACCACCACUCGUGGUUGCUGCAAAUAUUGAUGAGAAGACUCUGAAGCGAGAAGGCGUUUGUGCGGCCAGUCUUCCAACCACCAUGGGAGUCGUCGCGGGGAUCUUGGUACAGAAUGUGCUGAAGUUUCUGUUAAAUUUUGGGACUGUUAGUUUUUACCUUGGAUACAAUGCGAUGCAGGAUUUUUUUCCUACUAUGUCCAUGAAGCCAAAUCCCCAGUGUGAUGACAGAAACUGCAGGAAGCAGCAAGAAGAAUAUAAGAAAAAGGUGGUGGCACUGCCUAAGCAGGAGGCUGUUCAAGAGGAGGACGAGAUAAUCCAUGAGGAUAACGAGUGGGGUAUUGAGCUGGUAUCUGAGGUUUCAGAAGAAGAACUAAAAAAUUCUUCAGGCCCAGUUCCUGAGUUACCUGAAGGAAUUACAGUGGCAUAUACAAUUCCCAAAAAGCAAGAAGAUUGUGUACCUCAAGUUACAGUGGAAGAUUCUGGUGAAAGCUUGGAAGAUCUCAUGGCCAAGAUGAAGAAUAUAUAGAUAAUGGACUGGCAUAUAUUUUAUUUUGUGUUUAAUCCCAUUGUUGAAAUUUUUAAAAGUCUAAACCUAAUAAAACUUAGGGCAACAUUA
Molecule: messenger RNA, 1093 nt
Organism: Chinchilla lanigera (long-tailed chinchilla)
Lineage: Eukaryota; Metazoa; Chordata; Mammalia; Rodentia; Chinchillidae
Gene: Uba5
Product: ubiquitin-like modifier activating enzyme 5
Exons: 10
Coding region: 125-1003 (292 amino acids)
Biological process (GO): protein ufmylation
Cellular component (GO): cytosol; cytoplasm
Molecular function (GO): UFM1 activating enzyme activity
Source: RefSeq, a predicted model, not a curated record